Guyanagaster necrorhizus is the source of this 1374-nucleotide messenger RNA. RefSeq names its product mannose-binding lectin. Lineage: Eukaryota; Fungi; Basidiomycota; Agaricomycetes; Agaricales; Physalacriaceae. Bases 1 to 1374 code for a protein of 457 amino acids. Gene Ontology annotation, molecular function: sphingomyelin phosphodiesterase activity; phosphatase activity. The transcript is spliced from 3 exons. Gene Ontology annotation, cellular component: cytoplasm. The record is from RefSeq and is a predicted model, not a curated record. Gene Ontology annotation, biological process: phosphatidylinositol dephosphorylation.
AUGUUUUCCCCCAGUGUCUGGAGUGUCGUCCUUGUCUCGUCUCUAUUUGCGCGGUUCACUACCGCAGAUACUACAUCAGGGACCUUCUCCUUGUUGACUUACAAUGUCGCGGGUUUGCCUGAAGGACUCUCAUCUAGUAAUCCUGCAACGAACACGCCGUUGAUAUCAGAGCGACUAGGCCCAUACAAUGUCAUCAACGUUGAAGAAGAUUUUAACUACCAUGCUGAGCUUUAUGCAAACGACAGUCACCCAUAUCGCACUCCCACGUCGGGUGGUGCAGGCAUUGGUUCUGGCCUCAACACGCUCUCCGACUUUGAAUACAUCGACUUGGAACGCACGACUUGGGAUGAAUGUUAUAUCGAUUCUGGGGACUGCCUGACACCCAAGGGCUUUACCCUGGUGCGUAUCCGCGUAUCGGCAGGUGCCUGGAUCGACUUGUACAACCUCCACACCGACGCCGGCGACGAAGAAGGCGACCUCGAGGCCCGAGCGGCGAAUAUUGCCCAACUUGUUGCGUACAUGGAUACGUGGUCUGCAGGCAUGGCUGUCAUCAUCAUGGGUGAUACCAACUCCCGGUACACCCGCGAGAGCGACUCGGAAGCCCUACACGGGAUGAUCGACGACACAGGCUCCACCGAUGCGUGGAUUUCCAACAUCCGCGGAGGCUCAUACCCCGCCGAAGGCUCCGCUGCUCUCGUGUGCGACUUCCCCUUCCCCAACGGGACCACCCAGGCCGAGAUGGUCUCGUGCGAAGUCGUCGACAAGAUAUUCACCCGCCCGAGCUCCAUCAUCGCGCUCUCCACGACGUCUUUCACCAACGAAGACGACAACUUCCUCACUGACGACGGGGCGCCGCUCAGCGACCACUACCCCAUGUCCGCCACUGCCUCCUGGUCCCUGUCCUCCUCACUCCGUCUCUCGGACCCCGCGGGCGGUCCGCACGGCGACCCAUUCAACGACAUCGCCACGUCUCUCUCAGGCGACGUGCCCACCCUCACAUCUAUCACCAUCCGUUCCGGCAGCCGCGUCGACGCCGUCUCCUACGACCUGGCGUACCCAGGCGGGAGCACGAGCACCGUCUACCACGGCGGGACCGGCGGCGACGAUAACACGCUCUCUCUGGGGGACGGCGAGUACAUCACGCAGAUCACUGCGUGCAGUGCCAAAUACAAUGACCACACGCGUGUUUUCUACCUCGCGCUUACGACCAAUGCGGGAACCGUCUUGGAGGGUGGGGUGGCUACGGACGACUGUCUGACUACUGUGGUGCCUACCGACGCGGGGAGUGGGGGCGAGUGGGGGUUAGUUGGGUUCUGGGGGAGAUCUGGAGACGAGACGGACAGACUGGGGGGUAUUUGGGGUGCGGUGUACUGA